GAGCUCAGACCUUCAAGAUGGGCGACUCUGACAGGAGUAAAUCUGCCAGAUUUAUCAUAUCUCAUGGCCCACCAGUCUUGGAACAAAAGUUUAAAGGUGAACUAAAUUUUCUCUCUCUUUUUAAAAUUCCCUUUUAAGUGAAUCAAAACAAAAACAAAUCUCUGAGCAGAAAUUAUAAGAGGAAUGUAAAAUAUUCAUCACAUUUGGUCUGACAAGACUUAAGUGACUGCUGCUGUUACAUUUGAAGAAAAGGAUGGAGCUGCUUAGCCUAAGAGCUUGGGGAGAGCAUGAGAAAGUUCCUUCUUGCUGAAGACAAAUGGCCUGCAGUGAGAUGCUGUAUUAAAAAGGUUAAUUGACCAAGAAACGGAGUCCCAGAAGAAGGAGGAGCAAGAAAAAGAGAAGAGGGUCACUGCCCUGAAAGAGGAGCUGACCAAACUGAAGUCUUUUGCUUUGAUGGUGGUGGACGAACAACAAAGGCUGACGGCACAGCUUGCCCUUCAAAGACAGAAAAUCCAAGACCUAACCACGAGUGCAAAGGAAACACAUGCUAAACUAGCCCUUGCUGAAGCCAGAGUUCAGGAAGAAGAGCAGAAGGCAACCAGACUAGAGAACGAUCUGCACACGCAGACCACAAAGUUUCACCAGAACCAAGAAACAAUUAUGGCGAAGCUCACCAAUGAGGACAGCCAAAAUCGCCAGCUUCGACAAAAGCUGGCAGCACUCAGCCGGCAAAUUGAUGAGUUAGAAGAGACAAACAGAUCUUUACGAAAAGCAGAAGAGGAGCUGCAAGAUAUAAAAGAAAAAAUUAACAAGGGAGAAUAUGGAAACUCCAGUAUCAUGGCUGAGGUGGAGGAGCUCAGGAAACGUGUGCUAGAAAUGGAAGGGAAGGAUGAAGAGCUCAUAAAAAUGGAGGAGCAGUGCAGAGAUCUCAAUAAGAGGCUGGAAAAGGAAACAUCACAGAGUAAAGACUUUAAACUCGAGGUUGAAAAACUCAAUAAAAGAAUUAUGGCUCUGGAAAAAUUAGAAGAUGCUUUCAACAAAAGCAAACAAGAAUGUUACUCUCUGAAAUGUAAUUUAGAAAAAGAAAGGAUGACCACAAAGCAGUUAUCUCAGGAACUGGAGAGUUUAAAGAUAAGGAUCAAAGAGCUAGAAGCCAUUGAAAGUCGUCUGGAGAAGACAGAAUUCACCCUAAAAGAGGACUUAACUAAACUGAAAACAUUAACUGUGAUGCUGGUAGAUGAACGGAAAACAAUGAGUGAAAAAUUAAAGCAAACUGAAGAUAAGUUACAAGCUGCUGCUUCUCAGCUUCAAGUGGAGCAAAAUAAAGUGACAACGGUUACUGAGAAGUUAAUUGAGGAAACUAAAAGGGCACUGAAGUCCAAAACUGAUGUGGAAGAAAAAAUGUACAGUGUAACGAAAGAGAGAGAUGAUCUAAAAAACAAACUGAAAGCAGAAGAAGAGAAAGGAAAUGAUCUCCUGUCCAAAGUGAACAUGUUGAAAAACAGGCUUCAAUCAUUGGAAGCAAUUGAGAAAGAUUUCCUAAAAAACAAAUUAAAUCAAGAUUCUGGUAAGUCCACAAUAGCAUUACACCAAGAGAACAAUAAGAUUAAAGAGCUCUCUCAAGAAGUGGAAAGACUGAAACUGAAGUUAAAGGAUAUGAAAUCCAUUGAGGACGACCUCAUGAAAACUGAAGAUGAGUAUGAGACUCUAGAACGAAGGUAUGCUAAUGAACGAGACAAAGCUCAAUUUUUAUCUGAAGAGCUGGAACAUGUUAAAAUGGAACUUGCCAAAUACAAGUUAGCAGAAAAGACAGACUCCAGUCAUGAACAAUGGCUUUUCAAAAGGCUUCAGGAAGAAGAAGCUAAAUCAGGUCACCUCUCAAGAGAAGUGGAUGCACUGAAAGAGAAAAUUCAUGAAUACAUGGCAACUGAAGACCUGAUAUGUCUCCUCCAGGGAGAUCAUUCAGUUCUGCAAAAGAAACUCAGUCAACAAGAAAACAGGAACAGAGAUUUAGGAAGAGAGAUCGAAAACCUCACUAAAGAGUUAGAGCGGUACCGUCAUUUCAGUAAGAGCCUCCGGCCCAGUCUCAAUGGAAGAAGAAUCUCUGACCCUCAAGUAUUUUCUAAAGAAGUUCAAACAGAAGCAGUAGACAAUGAGCCACCUGAUUACAAGAGUCUCAUUCCUCUGGAACGAGCAGUCAUCAACGGUCAGUUAUAUGAGGAGAGUGAGGACCAGAAUGAGGACCCUAAUGAUGAGGAGUCCGUGCUGUCCUUCAAAUGCAACUCAUCUACUCCCUGUCCUGUUAACAGGAAGCUAUGGAUUCCUUGGAUGAAGUCCAAGGAGGGCCAUCCUCAGAAUGGAAAAAUACAAACUAAACCCAAUGGCAACUUUGUGCAACCUGGAGAUCUAGUCCUAAGCCACACACCUGGGCAGCCACUGCAUAUAAAGGUUACUCCAGACCAUGUCCAAAACACAGCCACUCUUGAAAUCACAAGUCCGACCACAGAGAGUCCUCACUCUUACACAAGCACUGCAGUGAUACCAAACUGUGGCACCCCGAAGCAAAGGAUAACCAUCCUCCAAAAUGCCUCCAUAACUCCAGUGAAAUCAAAAACCUCUGCUGAAGGCCUUAUGAAUUUAGAGCAAGGCAUGUCCCCAAUUACCAUGGCAACCUUUGCCAGGGCACAGACCCCAGAGUCUUGUGGUUCCAUAACUCCAGAAAGGACAAUGUCACCUAUUCAGGUUUUGGCUGUUACUGGUUCAACUAGCUCCCCUGAGCAGGGACGCUCUCCAGAGCCGAUAGAAAUCAGUGCCAAGCACGCGAUUUUCAGAGUCUCCCCUGAUCGGCAGUCAUCAUGGCAGUUUCAGCGUUCAAACAGUAACAGUUCAAGUGUGAUAACUACUGAGGAUAAUAAAAUCCACAUUCACUUAGGAAGUCCUUACAUGCAAGCCGUAGCUAGCUCCGUGAGACCUGCCAGCCCUUCAGCAUCACUGCAGGAUAACCGAACUCAAAGCUUAACUAAUGGGGCACUAAACAAAACAACCAAUAAAGUCACCAGCAGUAUUACUAUCACACCAACAGCCACACCUCUUCCUCGACAAUCACAAAUUACAGUAAGUAAUAUAUAUAACUGACCACCCUCCCUUAUUUGGUUUAUACCGAUAUUAUUGCAAGGAACUCAGUCCUUUUUAAUUAUCCCUCCACAUCCCUCAAAAGACUGACUGAACUUGUACUUUGGGAAGGUUUAUGCAUGAACCGUCCAAGAGUAUCUGAAACUAACUGUUGCCUGCAUAGUCAUAUCAAGCGUGCACUUACUGUAUAUUUUUUCAUUUACAUACCUGUAUGGAAAAUAUUUAGUCUGCACUUGUAUAAAUACAUCUUUAUGUAUUUCAUUUUCCAUAACUCACAUUAAUUUGACUGCAACUUGUCUUGGUGAAAUACUUUAACAUUAUAAAGCAGUAAAUAAUUUGUUAUUUUUA
Delphinapterus leucas (beluga whale) is the source of this 3480-nucleotide messenger RNA. The record is from RefSeq and is a predicted model, not a curated record. NCBI's taxonomy places the organism in Eukaryota, Metazoa, Chordata, Mammalia, Artiodactyla, Monodontidae.